Messenger RNA from Apis laboriosa (Himalayan honeybee), 2763 nucleotides. Its product is annotated as phosphopantothenoylcysteine decarboxylase subunit VHS3-like. Bases 2306 to 2647 code for a protein of 113 amino acids. The record is from RefSeq and is a predicted model, not a curated record. The transcript is spliced from 2 exons. Lineage: Eukaryota; Metazoa; Arthropoda; Insecta; Hymenoptera; Apidae.
CUCAUAUUCGCUAGAGCUCGCGCUCGCCUAGGCCCGCGCGCGCGAGUAGAGUACACACGGUGCGGAUCGGGGGCGCAUGCGCAGACGCGUUGCGCGGCGCGACUCGACUCGACUCGCCUCGGCCCGACUUCUCGUCGGCUCGCCUCCUCCGUGGCUCGCCUCCUCCCCGCCGCCAAGGUGCAUGCAUGCAUUCUAUGCGGCGUGCACCGCAUUAGAUGCAUUUCUAAGUCGCGCCGCAAUAAAUCGCAGAAAUAUCGAAGUGGAGAGAGAGCCGCGCGAGAGGACACCGCGACAUCACGACAUCCGCGCCACGAGAUCCGCGCCGAUUUCUUUCUUCUUUUUUCAAUCCGGAGGAGGAGCAACGGGGGACACGAGGCGAACACGCACGCACGCACGCACGCACGCACGCACUCACACGCCCGUCCGAGGAAGGAAGGACGGACCCCCGCCGCACAGAUAGAGACGGGCCACCGCGCGCUCGAUUUACCUAGAAAUCCGAUUAAUCUGGUGCGCGGACGAGGGACGAGGGCACGACGCGUCUCUUCCUCUCCCGCGGAGAAGAGGCGAACGCCACUCUCGUCUCCGCUUCUCGUUCUCUCGCUACUCUCGUGGAGAAGAUCCUGGGGCAAGGGAAGGAAGAUCGGCCACGCAUCGUCGUACGUUUCGGCCAACGACCAACGACGCGCUCUCUCCUCUCUCGCUCUCCCUCCCUCCCUCCCUCCCUCUCUCUCUCUCUCUCCGCGAGAUCCGUUCGCGAGAUCGAUUCGCGUACACGCACGUGCGAAACUGGUGGUGACGUCUUUCGACGCGUAUCCCGUAAAUCCCUCUCUCGCUUUGGAGAUCGGUGGUGGUGGGGAUACAGGGGGGUAACACGGUGGAGAAAAACCAUUUCUUUCCUCUCUCUCUCUCUUUUUCUCUAUCUAUCUAUCUAUCUAUCUAUCUCUCUCUCUCUCUUCCUCCGUCCGUCUCUCUUGGUCCCGCGGCAACGAGCGAAAUUUUCGGAGAAGAAAAAUCGAGUCGCGAGUGAUAUCGAGUCCCCUCCUCCCCUCCCCGUUCGGAUAGAGGUGAUCAAAUCAUCGGACACCGGGAUGGAGAAACGGAGAAGGAAAGAAACGUAAACUAUUUAUCACCGUGGACGAGGAAUCACGAGUGGAAAGGGGCGAGAAGAAGGAAGAAGGUUGAGGUUGGCGAUCCCAAGGUGGAAGGCGGGAGAGACGCGCGCGAGACGCGUUUUGGACGGAAAAAGGGCCGGCACGGAUGCGGGAGCCUAUUCGAAGGAGGAAGAAAAGAAUACGACACACUGAGUCACGUGCGAACCAGUCCCUCCCACUUGCGGACGCGGUGCCGCGCGGAUUUCAGUGCACUGAAAAUCGUAACAUCGCCAACCUGCGGGAGCUCCGCUUCCUGAAAACUACUCUCGGUACUCGCUGCCACGCGAAAGCUCCUGUAACACGCUCCUCGCGGAACGAGCGGAUCCUCGUUCUCCUCCACGUUGCCCACGUUCUUCCUCAAAGCGGAGAUCGAGGAAAGGAAGGAAGGAAGGAAAAUAUCCGUGCGCGAGGGAUCGCGAGUGAAUCGCGCGAGUGAGUGGACGCGCAUCCACGCGCGGUGUACGCGCUUUCUACACGGCUGAUACGCGCCUCGCCUCGGCUUCCGAGGAAUAAGAAAAAUUGUUUUAUUCGGUGCGCAGUGGCCGAGUUUAAUCAUCGGGGAAGCGAGCGCGCGUUUUUCCACGGCACGCGCGGAGGAGACGAGAUUCGAGCGACGACUGGCGACGACCACACAGUGUCCCGUCCUCGGCCUGGCGUCGUCGUGUGUGGAACCGCGAACGAGUGUGCGGUCGGGGCGAUGCACGCGGAGAUCGGUGCUCGCAGUCGGCCGAGACAUCUUUGAAAGAAAACGAGAGAGAAAGUGGGAAGAAUCGGCGCGCUGUCUACUACCACCGGGAGUGCGCGAUUCUUUGCGCGGCUCGCGUCGAUAAGCGGAGAGUGCACGAAGAAGAAGAAGAAGAAGAAGAAGAGAAGACCUGUCUCCCUUUUCCUUUUUUCUUUUUUCUCUUUCCUUCGUCCAGGUGUUUCCUCCGAUUUUCUCUCUCUCUCUCUCUCUCUCUCUCGCUCUCCCUUUCUUUCUUUCUUUCUUUGUUUCUCUCUCUCUCUCUUCCUCUCUCUCUCUCUCUCUCUCUCUCUAUCUCUAUCUCUCUGUUUCUCUCGCGCGACAAAACGAGGCGAGCGGAGGCGAUUAGAAGAAGAGGUGCGCGAGUGAGUGAAACGAGGGAAACUCGAUCGGUUUCGCAAAUCAGUGUCGGAUGAACUGGAAACACGGAUCUUACCGAGUGGAAGAGGAUGGUGACGAGGAGAAGGAGGAGGACGACGACGACGACGAAGAAGACGACGAAGACGGCUGCGAUCACGGUGACGAGCACGACGGGUAUGAUCGAGGAAACGAUAACGAAGAUCGACGAGACACGAGUUUGAAUUCAGCUUCGAGCGGGAGACGCGUUGCAGCAAGAGAUUCCCGCGCAGGAGAGGAAGACUGGACAAAGCGGAAGAAGCAGAAUAAGACGAGCAAAGCAGAAGAAGCGGAGGAACGCAGGAGUAAUAGAAGAGCGAAAGCGAGACGCGUAGAAGCGGGGUUGCGACGGAAGUGAUUUGAUAGCGGAGAGAGAGAGAGAGAGAGAGAGAGAGAGAGAAAGAGAGAGAAAGAGAGAGAGAGAGAAAGAGCAGAGGAGAGAAAGAGUGCGUGAAAAAAAAACAAGAGAGAACA